CCAUCUCCCCUAUCACACGCAUCCGUGGCUCUCAUAGUGACAGUGAGACAGAGGAGGACAGCAGCCCGCCAUCACAUCGCAGGAGCUCAACCCGUCUCAACAGUGGACCCCAGCAUGGAAAACACUUCAAAAAGUCACAGCAGCACUCUUACAGCCUCCCUGCCACGCCCAGAGUCAAUGGAAGUUCCCAGCACUCAGGCCUGAAUGGGCACUUCCCCCUUGGCACUUCGCCAUCAUACAGUACCUUGCCAUACAUGCUCCCAUCUCAUGCGCUAGAGCAUAGCAACCAGGAAAACAUAUCACCUAGCAGCAGUCAUUAUAUCACCUGUCAGGCAGGAGUGAGCCACCUGGAGAACUCAGUUUUCUUGGGCCAGCCUGACCCUAAGCUCCCAGGUGCGAUAGACUACAGUAGCUUGCCCCUGCCACACGAAGAUAGUGAACCGGUGCCCAGGAAACCUGACAUGAGCCGACACUUGAGUGAACCAUGCAUAACGGACUCGAGGAGAAGAUGCAACAGCCUGACUUACUCACCGAAGAAGAAGGGCAUGAAAAGCAGAGGGAAAGGGGCCAUACCAGGGAAGGAAAAUGGGCUGAUGGACAACAUCAAAGAAAGUGGGCAGAGUGAAGGGGAGAAUGAGGAGAUCAAUGCUUUGGAAGUGCAGUGGAGGUUUAUACAGACUUUGGUCACAGAGCUGAAUACAACUAAGGCAACUAACCGGAAGCUGAUGGCAGAACUCCACCAAGCCAAGAUGGAGAUACAGGUGUUAAAGGCAUCUCUGGAAUCAUACACUGAAACAGGCCUCCAACCAGGGGCAAUAAACAGAAAUGUUGGGCAGAUUCAUGCAGCUCAGAAAGUGCGGGAUGAAGCUAUGAUGUCGAGGAUUAAGUUAGCCAAUGAGGAACGUGAUGCAGCCUUAACUCAUACACGUGCUCUGAUGGACAAAUUGAGCCUUUCACCAAGAGGCAUGGCAGAUCACAUUGCUAUGGUGGAAACAAAUGAACAAGAUCUUCCAGCGGGUGGUAACAGCAGCUGCACAAGCUCACCGAGACGCAGUGACAGGCGACACAGAAGAUCAAACGACUUUCCCCCAUCUUCAACCCCUUCUGGCACUUCCUACACCUCAGUACCCCAGCCUUCACACAGUAUUCUUGCCUGGGUAUCUCAUGCACCCUUGAUGACUGCAUGUGCAUUGCAUGAGGGAUUCCGGGAGCACGUCCACAUGGACUCUUUUGUUCUCUGCAUGGCACUGGGGAGGAUCUGGUUGGGAAGAACACUUGUUUUAAGUGUGUGA
Messenger RNA from Penaeus vannamei (Pacific white shrimp), 1292 nucleotides. The record is from RefSeq and is a predicted model, not a curated record. Lineage: Eukaryota; Metazoa; Arthropoda; Malacostraca; Decapoda; Penaeidae.